UUAAGUAUGCGUCUUCCCUUUAUUGUUCUUAUCCUGAUUUAUAUAUGCACUGGAGAGUUGCUGGAAGCCGUGUUUGAUGAGGAGCCAGUUCCACUCCCAGUACAUGUCUUUGAGGAAGUGGAUAUCAACGAUUUACCUAGAACUCUUAAGGCUCUCAAGAAGGCCUUAACGUAUAUUCAUGACAACAUUGAGGCGGUAAAUUUGGACGGCCUCAUAGGUCCACGAAUGGCGGAGAAACGCAUUGAAGGACUCCUCAAUCGCUACUGGACCUCCAUGCCCUUUACGCUAGUGAGAGAAAUGCGAUGGAUACAAAAGAUUGCCGCCGAAGUCGUUCAACAAGGGACAGAAUUCGUGAAAAUCAAAACACCGAAAUAUUUUUCAAACACGGGAUUCCUCACAGAACCAUACGUAUGGGACCUCUACUAUCCUCCACGUGGAAUCCGAUACCAACCAAAAUGUGCACCCAACCUUAAGAACCAUCGGUGGGGUGAACGCGAUUGUGACAACUGCAUGAAUGAAAUCUACUAUUCCAAGUAUCCUGGAUGUGGCAUAACAAGUCAGUGCUGGCUGAACGGCACACGAGUUGCAAUGUCCGGCUACAGUGUUGCUCAUCAGCUGAUCUAUCUACUGAUCGGCGCAUCUUCCGAGUGUGGGGGCUCUUUGGAAGAGCGGCUUCGUAGCGAAAAGCCUCCAGCUAGUUGGAGCAGGCUGAUGCAUACCAUGUGUGGCCGAAUGAAAGUAGAAACGGAAACGAUAGCGAACGCCGGAUUCCCUGACUCCUUUCGAGACUUGUUGAUGGAACAAAUUAGUGUUUGUGGAGCAGCCGGAUUUUUGGAGCUGAGCAAACCGGAAUGGCUGGACGUCAUCAUAAGCUGGCAGGCAAGCAAUGGUUGCUACCACAAAUUCAAAGAAGAAGUCAUUCCGCCAGAGAAUUUUGACCCCAAGCAAUAUGGCAAUUACCGGCGGCGAAAGAAAAGAUCUGAGAUCCCAAUGUCAGGCGGAGGUGAAGCUUGUUUAGCGCAUCGCACAUCAGUUGCCAUAGCAGCACUUACUUCAUACACAACCUUGUUCAUAGAAGCCGCAUACGGACUUGGUCGCACUUUGAUAUCUUGAACCUGUUCAACUGCUCUGCCUGUCAAUUAUAAAGCUUUCCAG
This is a messenger RNA of Dicrocoelium dendriticum, 1155 nucleotides long. The record is from the annotation of a GenBank genome assembly. Lineage: Eukaryota; Metazoa; Platyhelminthes; Trematoda; Plagiorchiida; Dicrocoeliidae.